Molecule: messenger RNA, 1599 nt
Organism: Colletotrichum costaricense
Lineage: Eukaryota; Fungi; Ascomycota; Sordariomycetes; Glomerellales; Glomerellaceae
Product: major facilitator superfamily transporter
Exons: 5
Coding region: 1-1599 (532 amino acids)
Biological process (GO): transmembrane transport
Cellular component (GO): plasma membrane
Molecular function (GO): transmembrane transporter activity
Source: RefSeq, a predicted model, not a curated record
AUGGUCCUACAGAGCCACGACGCCCAGGAGCCGACCGGGUUUCCCGAUGUCAAAGCCCUUGCCGCCGUUGCCGUCUCCUCCUGCGCCGUCGUCGAGGACACGAAGGCGGGUACCUAUACGGAUGAGAACGCCGUCCUAGCAAGGUACGGACUCGAGAGGCGCGCCGACGGCUUCGUCAACUGGCAGCGGGACUGUGCUACGCACCCGCGGAACUGGACUACCAGACGGAAGGCGUUUGAUACCACAGUCAUCAUUCUGUUUGAGCUGUACACUACAAUUAUAAGUACAACUGGAGCCGUCGCCGCAACCGAGGCGGCUCCAGACUAUGGUCUCAGUCGUCAGGUAUCCCUGGUGGGCUUCACCCUAAUGUACCAGCUAGGCCAAGCAAUAGGCGGCUUCCUCAUCCCCCCCUUUUCCGAGCUCUUUGGCCGCCGCCUCCCCUACCUCAUCUCCUGCGCCGCUUUCUGCCUCGCGAGCCUCCUCACUGGCCUAGUCCGCGAUCCCGCAACCGUCUACGCAGGGCGUUUCGCAGCGGGGCUCGCCUCGGCCGUGCCGUCCGUCGUCAUCGCCGGCAGCGUGGAGGACAUGUUCAACACGAAGCAACGGGUCUGGAUUAUCGUCCUCUGGAACGCGGGGACAACGGUCGGCUUGUGCUUCGGCCCCGUCUACGCCGCGUAUAUUUCGCAAGCGGUCGGGUGGCGGUGGAUCUUCCACAGCGCGGCCGUCGUGACGGCGGUGCUGUUCCUGGCCAUGUUUGGGAUCAGGGAGAGCCGGCCUAGUAUCCUGCUGGGGGCCAUUAUCAAAAAGAUCCAGAGGGAGAGGACCACGAUGCGAGAACUGUCGUGGCAUAACCCGGACGAUGCGCGCGACUGGCGGGCCCUGGUCCGGAUCAGCGUUCUUCGACCGGGCAAGAUCUUGCUCACGGAGCCGUUGGUCGUUAUGGUGGCGCUCAUAUCGGCGUCGUCGUGGGGCAUGAUUUACCUUUUUACCGAGUCGCUCACCGUGGUCUACGUCUCGCUCGGGUUCACCAAGACGCAGGCGUCGUUACCGUUCCUGGCCAUCGCCGUCGGCGUCGUCUUCACGUUCCUCCCUCGUCUGUGGGAUAUGAAGGUCGUCCGAGACCGCCAACGAAAGCAGAUUCCCAUCCAGCCAGAGGACAAAAUCAUCGGCUUCGCGUUCGCCGCCCCGGCACUCGCCAUCGGGCUGGCGUGGUUCGCGUGGACGGUCCCACCCCUGGUGCCGGGCGUCCACUGGGCGGUGCCCACGGCGUCGCUCGUUCUCGUGGGCUUCGCGGUCAACGAGACGGCGCACACUUUGAGCGGCUACCUCGCGGACUCGUACCUGCUCUACUCGGCGUCGGCGUUCUCGGGUCUCGCGCUCGUGCGGGCCGUCGCGUCAGGGCUGAUGCCGCUGGUGGCGCACGAGAUGUACGCCGGGCUGAACGCGAACUACGCGGGCACGAUACUGGCAGGGCUGGCGGCCGCGUUCUGCGUGACGCCGUGGGUGUUUUUCCGGUUCAGCAAGAGGUUGAGGCAGAGGAGCCCGUUUGCGCGGUUUAGUCUGGAGACGCACUACCUGACCAACGUAGAAGAUAAUUAG